AUGAACGCCAACUGGAAUCACUAUUAUGGUCUUACUAAGAAAGUAUCAUCAUUAUCCGGCCAGUGGCCCUAUCAGAAACCAAUAACGAGAUUAUUCUGUACGAUCUUGAUGACUUUGAACACGAUUUCUAUGAUUAUUCCACAGAUAGCUAAAUUUGUUAGAUGCAACGGAAACUUACAAUGCAUCUUUGAAACUAUGACAUCCUAUAUGUUGACAACUAUAACACUGGUGAAGUUGUAUACGUGUUAUUUUAACCGAUGUAAAAUGAAAGUCCUCAUUGAUCAAUUAUUCGUUGAUUGGAACGAAUUGGAGACAUCAGAAGAACAUGAAAUUAUGGAGAGAUAUGCCAAGAACAGCAUGCGAUAUUCUUUGGGAUACUCAUUGUAUUAUUAUUCUGGUGUGUUUGUAUUUAUAUCCCUAUCUCUCAUACCGCAAGUGUUGGAUGUUGUUUUACCUCUGAAUGAAUCUCGUCCUAUACUGCCGAUAUAUCCAGGAUAUUAUUUUGUUGAUGAAAAAAAAUAUUUCUUCUAUAUUUUCUCACAUGCUAUUAUGGCUUGGGAAAUUGCUGUGACUGUGAUACUCUCCCACGAUUGUAUGCUCUUAAUUUACAUCGAACACGUCUGCAGUAUUUUCGCUUUAGUAGGGUUUGCUCAAUUGAUCGGAGAUACGUUUUCGUUAACUUUGACUAUACAACUAGCGCUAAAUACAAUAAUGAUCAGCAUUACAUUGUUACAAAUCACGCAGCAGCAAGCCGGUAUUUUAGAAUUGAUAAGAUAUGUGAUGUAUGCCAUUGGUCAAUUAAUCCAUCUGUUUUGUCUCAGUUUUGAGGGGCAAAAGUUGAUAGAUCACAGUCUUCAAACCCGUGAUAAAAUUUAUAAUAGUCUUUGGUAUGAAACACCUCCCAAAUCGCAAAGGAUGCUUCUGUUCGUCAUGCAAAAGAGUUUUCAACCUAUUUUCUUAAGCGCUAGUAAGAUGUAUAUUUUUUCAAUGGAAAACUUCACUAUGAUUGUGCAAACUUCAAUAUCAUACUUUACUGUACUUUCGUCCUUGGAAUAA
Messenger RNA from Cyphomyrmex costatus, 1056 nucleotides. RefSeq names its product putative odorant receptor 85d. Gene Ontology annotation, molecular function: olfactory receptor activity; odorant binding. Gene Ontology annotation, biological process: sensory perception of smell; detection of chemical stimulus involved in sensory perception of smell. Gene Ontology annotation, cellular component: plasma membrane. The record is from RefSeq and is a predicted model, not a curated record. Bases 1 to 1056 code for a protein of 351 amino acids. NCBI's taxonomy places the organism in Eukaryota, Metazoa, Arthropoda, Insecta, Hymenoptera, Formicidae. The transcript has 8 exons.